Drosophila eugracilis is the source of this 2668-nucleotide messenger RNA. RefSeq names its product proton channel OtopLc. Gene Ontology annotation, cellular component: membrane. Lineage: Eukaryota; Metazoa; Arthropoda; Insecta; Diptera; Drosophilidae. The record is from RefSeq and is a predicted model, not a curated record. Gene Ontology annotation, molecular function: proton channel activity. Gene Ontology annotation, biological process: proton transmembrane transport.
UGUGAGGGCGCGGAUAAUCGCGGCUUAAGAGAUCGCCGAUCGAUCGGUUUAUAUAUAGCGACCGAUCUGCUGACCCCUUUCAGUCGGAUUCCACAAAAAACUGCGCUGCGGCCCGGAAAUGUCGCUAAUUAACUUGAAAUCGAAAGAUAUGUACGACGAGCCCAUUAAUAUGUGGAGGACCAAGCAGCGCGUCCAUUAUCACCACGAUGUUAUAUCGAAAGGAAAUGACAGUCACAGAUCCUCCGAUGCCUGUGAAUACAUAACCAUAACAGCGCCAAAGAAGUCGGCUUCGUUCUCAAGAUCCCCUCCGAACUCGCUGCCCCCUUCGGUACCCGGAACACCUCGUCACUCGGUAGCCAACACCUCGAAUCAGGUGAUCCGUUACGCCAGAACGUCCUGUGAUCACUGUGGGCACCACAGCAUUCCGGUCAUGUCGCCGCAUCCCAUCUCACCGCUGGCCAAGUCCCAGACGAACCUGGAUCUCGUGGAGCAUGGCAGCCAGCGGCAGGCUCUCCUUCCUCUGCCCACCAUUGGAAUGCACCACGAAGACUCCGCCUGCACCUUGCAGGUGUCCCGGAGACCAUCGCUGCUCCUUCAGGAGAUCCUUACCCAGAGACCACCGCUCUUCGGGCGGAAGGACGCCAACGGCUUCCUGUCGCCAAGAAGUGCAAAAAAUGGUAACCUGCAGGGAACAGCGAGCGGCAGUACAGCGACCAUUAAUUUCCAGAGUGGGACGACGAGUGCCAGGAACGGAUCCACCGCCUUCUUCGACAAUGGUGCCAAGAGCUUCCAGGCCAAACAGCAGAAGGAGAAGAACCGACGCACAGGCAAUGAUGCCAUAAGCUCAGCGCUCUCCGCCACCUAUUGCAAGCUGCUGGUACUUCUUGGCGUUUGUCUGCCGAUCACAGAAGUAAUAUCCGACCAGAUUCCGACCUAUGUCUACCAGGGAUUCUACGUGUACCUCUAUGUGGGCAGCAUCCUCUUCGUGAUCUUCCUGUACAUCAGCGCCUUCCGAAAUCGAUCGCUUUUCAAUGCUUUAAAGGACUAUCAUGAAAAGAACAACAAUGUGCAUCUGAAGCAUAAGGUGACCCAUUUUGGCAGCUUUUACCUGAGAGUGGGAGCCAUUGCCUUUGCCAUUGGAACCAUGGUGUAUUCCGGUCUGGAGUUUGGCCAGUUCUUCGAGCUGAAUGGCCAUCCCGGAUGUCGAGAUGUCUUCGUGGCCAUCACGCCCAUCUGCCGAAUGAUCCUGUGCAUCGCCCAGGUGCAGUUCAUUUUCCUGAACACCACCUACAUGGACAUGGCCCGGCACAAGGUCACCUCCAGAUUCGGACUGAUGCACAUGGUAGCCACCAACCUGUGUGAGUGGCUGUAUGUCCUGGUGGAAGAGACCAAGCACGAGAUUUUCCACAUCGGCCAACACGAAGUGGAUCCAGCCCACGAGCAGGUCAUACAUAAUUUCACCACUAGCAGAACGGAUUGGACUGCUGUCAAUGAGUCCCUGCAUCAGCAUCAUCCCCAUCAUCCACUCAACCAAACGCUGCUGACCAAUUUAAGCUCCGUUAUCGCAAACAUCACGUUGACUCCUUCCCCCACGGCGGCUGCCUUCAGUGGCUGCUCCCGCACCACGAUUAUGGGAGCUCUGGUCCAGCAGCUGUCCCCUUUCCUGUUCCCCUGCACCAUUGAGUACUCCCUGAUCUGCGCCGUGAUCCUCUUCGAAAUGUGGAAGACCGUCAAGUCCAUUCCGGACAUCGAUAAGUCUCGCAAGAAUUCCGUGAAGCCAGUGACCGCUAAGCCCGCCCACCACUUCUCCGUGGAUUGCUCGGAGUCGCACAAAGGACUCUUCUUCGGCAUCCUGAUCAUAGUCAUGACCAUUAUCUCCAUGAUCAUGUACUUCGUGCUGUACACCCAGCCUGGGUACGAACUGGUGGCCACCCAGGAGGUCACUCUUUGGGAGACCUUCAUGUACUUCAUGUGCGCCUCUGCUGUGAUAACGGGCAUGAUCCUCAUGCGCGAUCUGAAAUACAUCAAGGAAAACGGCGAAGAGCACCACUCGAUGCACUUGGACAACCUCCUGCUGAUUGUGGCCCAGACUGGAGUCUACUUGUACGGAAUGUUCAGUAUCCUGGGCAGUUACUUUGCCAAAUGGGACACAGUACCCGAUCGAGUCGAGGGCAUCAUAGCGGAGGUCUUCGGAGUGGUGCAAACCUCACUGCAGACCAUGUUCAUCCUGCACGCCAGUCAUAGGCGAUGCAAGGGUGCCAAGCAGGUGAGGAGGAAGCCUGGCAGGGAGAUUAUCACGUUCCUGCUGGUGGCCAAUAUUGCCAUCUGGUUUGUGAAUACCCUGAUCAAGGGGCGAGCCGUUUUCCGGGAGUCCCAUCUGGAGUUCUUUGGCGUCUGGGGCUGGACCAUCAUCACCCACAUCUCCAUGCCGCUGGCCAUCUUCUACCGCUUCCAUUCCACCAUUUGCCUGUUUGAGGUCUGGAAAAUCACCUACAAGGCCAAGGCUCAUUAGUGGCUAAGACGGACCUUUUGAUUAGUUUUCUCUAGCUUUCCUUUGACUAAGUUAAUUUAAAACUCAAGCGUCUACUUGUGAGCAUUAGUUAAUUUAUGUUUAAGAGCGAAAUUUGUUGACAUUGCUGGAACAAAAUAAAGAUUUAAUUUAUUCAGA